Heterotrigona itama is the source of this 1103-nucleotide messenger RNA. The record is from the annotation of a GenBank genome assembly. NCBI's taxonomy places the organism in Eukaryota, Metazoa, Arthropoda, Insecta, Hymenoptera, Apidae.
GGUGUUAUGUUCGAUUGGUCGAUUGUAGGGAGCACGUUUGCUGUUCAAUAAUUGUCAAUCGAUAUUAAGCCGAAAAUCGCGGUUUUAUUACAUAAUAACUUCAUGAAAUACUGAUUAUCUUUCGAAAACGAUAGAAACGGUAUUACUCGGCAGAAAAGAGAGAUCUCGUCGUUUGAAAUUGAUUUUCCAAGUAACAGGCUUUGAACAUGGCGUUGAGAUCGAUCUGCCGGCUGUCAAUUGAUUCGACCUUCAGCCAUUCGAGCCAUUUGGGAGCCACCGCCCGACCAAGACGUUCAUCUUUUGCAGUGCUCGUACGAAGUUUUGCCGUCGUUGCAGAAAAAAUGGGUUUGCCGCGUGUUUUCUUCGACAUGUCUGCGGAUAAUAAGCCCGUGGGCCGCAUCGUAAUGGAAUUGAGAAGCGAUGUUGUGCCUAAAACAGCAGAGAAUUUCCGAGCACUUUGUACUGGUGAAAAAGGCUUUGGUUAUAAAGGAAGUAGUUUUCAUAGAGUGAUACCAAACUUCAUGUGCCAAGGAGGUGAUUUUACUAACCAUAAUGGUACCGGUGGAAAAUCCAUCUAUGGUACGAAAUUUGAUGAUGAAAACUUCUCAUUGAAACAUACCGAACCUGGUAUUCUUUCCAUGGCAAAUGCUGGUCCAAAUACAAAUGGUAGUCAAUUCUUCAUCACUAGCGCUAAAACAAGUUGGCUUGAUGGCAAACAUGUUGUAUUUGGAAAAGUUGUUGAAGGAAUGGAUGUUGUUAGAAAACGUUGUCGGCUGGUUUGGAUUAGGUUUGGGUUAGACAAACCUAAACCUGGGGAGCGAAGGCUGGAGUGGGUUUUCCCGACUCUGAAGACGCACCCCGGGUCUCGGCCCGGUACAUUGUCAGAUAGGGUCAAAAACUCCGAUGAAGCUGAUGAUUCCCUUAAGUCCUAUCUGGUACUUACCUUUGAAAAAUUCUGGGUACUUGCCUGUGGGCGGGGUUUCUUCGGCGAAGUUGGAGACCUGCUCCGGUCAAAGGAUCCACUCACCUCACCUCCACGUGGGGCUCCCCGGGAUCCUGUUUUGGGCGACCUCGGUCAUCUGAAACAGGAUGCGAAAGAGUGA